CUUCUCCGCAGAACCCUCACACCACACCCGCUAGUCAGUCACCCCGCACAAAACAGAGAGGUAAGUUCCAAUCCACAAAGCCAAAGAAGGGAAAAAUGGGUUCUUCACUCUCAUUUUCAGUUCAAUCUGUAUUGAUUUCCACUGGUGUUUUGUUCUUAGCUUUGCUUCUCAAAGCCUCUGUUCCAUUAGUGUUUGAUUUCUCUGUUUAUCAAGCUCCUCUUAUAUGGAGCUCACUCGCUUCAUGGCUUAAACCUCCUUAUCUUUAUGUUAUUCUCAACUGCAUCAUCAUCACUAUUGCUGCCUCUUCUCGAUUCCACCAUACCCAUGGUGCCGACAAUGAACAGCAGGAGCAAAUACCUGCUGUUCGGAAAAUCUCCGCUCGUGACCCGGAUCAGUUCCACUACGAUAUGAAGAUUUCGGCUCCGGAGUCGACGGUGGUGGUGGCGGAGGAUGUAUGUGAGCAAAGAGAGGAGAAGGCUAGUGCAAUUCUUGUUUUUGAGGAUAAGAGUACUGUGUUGGUGAACGGUUCUGUGGAGGUUGAGGAUAAAGAGGAUGAGGAUGACUUUGUAAUCUCAAGGUCCACGUGGAUUCCUCCGAAGAGGAUGGAUUCGUCGGAGAAUCUGAUGGAGCUUCUUCUACCGGCUGAGAAACCUCUGGUUUCUGCUCGCUUUGUUCACCGGAAAACGGUUAGAGCUAGUCCUGAAGGCGGAAGAGCGUUGAGAGGAGUUACAAAGCCGAAACGGCACGAGACGCUGGAGAACACGUGGAAAAUGAUAACGGAAGGCCGAGCAAUGCCGUUAACAAGACACUUGAAGAGAUGUGAGACGUUAGAGAAUGACGGCCGUCAAAUCAACGUUUGUGAAGUGGACCCUUUUCUUCCAAAGAAAUCAGAGACGUUCAAGGACAGGACCAAUUACCAGCUGCCACCUGUGGGAAACUCUCCUGCACCAGGGAAGCUGAGAAAAGAGCCGUCGCUGAGUCAGGACGAGUUGAACCGCCGAGUGGAGGCGUUCAUUAAGAAGUUCAACGAGGAGAUGAGGAUGCAGAGGCAAGAGUCGCUGAACCAAUACAUGGAAAUGAUUAAUCGUGGAAGCCAGUAAUUAUAAUUACUUUAUAAUAUAAUAUAGUAUAGUUUUAAAACAACAAAAGGAAAAAAAAAAAAGAGAGAGAGAUUUUGAUGGGUUUUCUUUCACAGGAACAGGAAAUGCUUUGUUUCUUUUAAUAUUUUUGUUUUCUGGGUAUGAUGAUGAGUUAGAAUUUGAAGGGAAAAAGUGUCUGUAAAGAAAAGUUCUUCUAUAUUCAUGUUAAAUGAAAGACCAAUAUUAUAUAUAA
Molecule: messenger RNA, 1332 nt
Organism: Hevea brasiliensis (rubber tree)
Lineage: Eukaryota; Viridiplantae; Streptophyta; Magnoliopsida; Malpighiales; Euphorbiaceae
Exons: 2
Coding region: 96-1100 (334 amino acids)
Source: RefSeq, a predicted model, not a curated record